This is a messenger RNA of Siniperca chuatsi (mandarin fish), 6458 nucleotides long. It is a transcript of the gene git1, whose product is annotated as G protein-coupled receptor kinase interacting ArfGAP 1. The record is from RefSeq and is a predicted model, not a curated record. The transcript is spliced from 21 exons. Gene Ontology annotation, molecular function: protein binding; GTPase activator activity. NCBI's taxonomy places the organism in Eukaryota, Metazoa, Chordata, Actinopteri, Centrarchiformes, Sinipercidae. Bases 375 to 2720 code for a protein of 781 amino acids. Gene Ontology annotation, biological process: regulation of ARF protein signal transduction; brain development.
CAUAGGUAGGCUGCAGGGAUGUUGGGUGUGUGUGCGGAAACUGACAGGUACAGAGCUGCCGUCUCUCGGUGAGUUGCAGGCAAUGCAGCGAACAGAUUUAGUAAACAUUCCGAUAUGAGGUUCUUACCAACAGCCAGAUUAACUAUGUUCACAUAACUUGGCUCUAGACUGGAGUUCAGUGGUAAACGUGGGCGAAGAAACCGCAGGAAGAAACGGGAAAUUCAACUGUCAGCUGGCCGGGAAAGCCGAACACACCACCCGGCUUCCGGGGAUUCAGGGGCCGCAUCGGUUGACGGCAGACGUCGGUCGGUAGCUCGGGGGAAAAAGGGCGAACAACCACAUCAUCGCCGACAUCGAUUUCAGCGACUUUCGAGAUGUCAAGAAAGCUACAAAGGACAGAAGUCUGCGCCGACUGCAGUGCGCCAGACCCGGGCUGGACCAGUAUCAACAGAGGGGUCCUGAUUUGUGAUGAAUGCUGUUCAGUCCACCGCAGCUUAGGCCGCCAUAUCUCCAUAGUCAAGCACCUGAGGCACAGCGGAUGGCCUCCCGCACUACUGCAGAUGGUUCAGACCUUGGCCAGUAACGGGGCCAACUCCAUAUGGGAACACAGUCUCCUGGACCCUGCUCAGGUGCAGAGCGGCCGUAGGAAACCCAACCCCCAGGACAAAGUCCAUCCCACUAAGUCAGAGUUCAUCAGAGCCAAAUACCAGAUGCUGGCCUUUGUGCACAAGCUGCCCUGCCGUGAUGAUGAUGGCGUCACUACCAAGGACCUCAGUAAGCAACUUCAUUCAAGUGUGCGGACGGGGAGUUUAGAGACGUGUCUUCGGCUCCUGUCCCUCGGCGCUCAAGCCAACUUCUUCCACCCGGAGAAAGGCACUACCCCGCUCCAUGUGGCAGCCAAGGCAGGCCAGAUCCUGCAGGCUGAGCUGCUAGUGGUGUACGGUGCAGACCCCGGAGCACCUGACAUCAAUGGACGCACACCUAUGGACUACGCAAGGCAAGCGGGCCAUAUAGAGCUAGCAGAGCGGCUGGUAGAGUGUCAGUACGAACUGACGGACAGACUAGCCUUCUACCUUUGUGGACGGCGCCCAGAUCACAAAAAUGGCCAUUAUAUCAUUCCUCAAAUGGCAGACAGAGCUCGUCCUAAGUGCCCGACACAGAGUCUGGACCUCUCAGAAUUGGCCAAGGCUGCAAAGAAGAAGCUCCAAGCACUCAACAAUCGGCUGUUUGAGGAGCUAGCGAUGGAUGUCUAUGACGAGGUAGAUCGCAGAGAAAACGAUGCAGUGUGGCUUACGACCCAGAACCACAGCACUCUGGUAACAGAACGCAGCGCGGUGCCCUUCCUACCAGUCAAUCCUGAAUACUCUGCCACACGCAACCAGGGCCGUCAGAAGCUGGCCCGUUUCAACGCUCGGGAGUUUGCCACCCUCAUCAUCGACAUCCUGAGUGACGCCAAAAGGAGACAGCAGGGGAAAGGUCUCAGCAGCCCUACUGACCCAUUGGAUCUGGGCAUUGAUGAUGACCAGCACGACUACGACAGUGUAGCCUCUGAUGAAGACACAGACAGCGAGCUGACCACCCAGAACAACAACAACACACAACGCAGCAACCGUGCAAAGAGUAUGGACUCAUCAGACUUGUCAGACGGUCCCAUCACCCUGCAGGAGUACCUGGAGGUGAAGAAGGCUCUGGCCUCCUCAGAAGCCAAGGUGCAGCAGCUGAUGAAGGUCAACAACAACCUGAGUGAGGAGCUCCGGCGGCUCCAGAAGGAGAUCACGCGGAUGCAGACAGAGAACAGUGCGCUGCGGGGGGGCCAGCAGGUUGGGGGGGCAGCCGGCCAUGGGGUAGGGGGGCCUGGUGGAGGAGGAGGAGGAGGAGGGGGAGGCCACUGGCAAGGGGGUGGGAUGAGAGGAGGAAUAGGCGGAGGGGCGGAUCCCCCGGGGCUCUCAGUGCCCUCCUCUGUCGCCCCCCACUCCCAUCCCCACCGGAGGGACCGCCAGGCCUUCUCAAUGUACGAGCCAGGAGCGGCCCCCGGCCCCACGGCCCAUGGUCCCCCAGCCCUGGACUCCCUGGCAGCCCGCCUGCAGCCCCUCAACACACCCAGCGUAAGGAAGGGUGGAACAGGGGGUCCAGCGCCGUAUGGGAGCCAGCAUCUGUCUGGAUCUACAGAGAUGGGCAGAUACAUGGUCCCUAAAGCAGAGAAGCACGGCAGUGGCACUGACAGUGACUACGACAACACACAAACGUACGACCUCUCGCUAAGUAUGGGCCGCAGCAGUGAGGAGGAAGGCCGUGGGGAGUCUGAGGAGGGAGGAGGUGGGGAGGCGGGGGAGCCGGACCCCACCCUGCCCUGCACAGAGGAUGUCAUACUGAAAACUGAGCAGGUGACCAAGAACAUCCAGGAGCUGCUCAGGGCUGCUCAGGAGUUCAAACAUGACAGCUUUGUUCCAUGUUCUGAGAAGAUCCACUCAGCUGUCACUGAGAUGGCCUCACUCUUCCCCAAACGCCCAGCGUUGGAUGCAGUUCACUGCUCCCUCCGCCUAUUGGCUUCCAGUGCCUCGCGGUUGCAGGUGGAGUGCCGUAAGGCUGCGCCCUCGGAGCCUGGGGCCCCUGCAGUGGACUACCAACUCCUCACUCAGCAGGUCAUCCAGUGCGCCUACGACAUCGCCAAGGCUGCCAAGCAACUGGUCACCAUCACCACUCGUGAGAAGAAACAGUGACCCAACAAAGGCAUGGAUGGAUGGAGAGGGAAGAGGGGGAGAGAGAACGGAUCGAUGCAUGUGUGGGCUAACAGGGACGGUAGGGGCUUCUAGGAGAGGAAGAAAGAAGGAAAAUAUGAUCACACUAUAGAUGGGAAGACGAGGGAGGGAGAGUAAUCGAAAUAAUGAUGGGCACAAUGAGGAAAGGAAAAGUUUGGAAUAUGCAUGGAAAAGGAAUCAGAUGAAAGCAAAGCAAAUUGAUUGUUUAGUAGAAACACUACAGAGGACUGAAGAAGGAAGAAUUCCACAAGUGUGGAAGUGAAAGUAGGGAAGGACGAGUGGAAGGAUCCAACAUGGAAACUACAGCCUGCUGCAACCUAAAUAAACUGUUGGAAUCAGAUGUGUAUAAUAAACCGCUUAAGCUGUGAUAAGCAUACGUGAAAUACAAUGGUGGCGAUGUACAGUGAACUGGAUCCUGAGAUGUUACCGCUUUUAUUUAUUCUCACCGGUCACACGUCAUCCCUCCCUCUCCCUGUUUACCUGAACUAGGGAGGGAGGAAGUGUAUGCUGCGAGAGAGGGAAGUAGAUAGACCAACCAUGACAUACUCAGCACCAUCACCGUCCCUCCAUCCUCUCCUUUCUUCUCUGGCCUGCUCCUCUGCCCCCCUCUCUGUCUCUCCUACCAGACAUGAGGCCCCUCUGUCUCCUAUCCCGUCCCAGACAGGAUGAGCUUGCGGGGCAGAGAAGGACCCCCUGGGACCCAUCUAGCUCCACCCCACUCCACACCCCACCCAGGCCAACAGAUGCUUCCGCCUGGGUUAGCUUCUGCAGGGGGCUCCAGCUUUUCUCCGACCCUUCACACCCUGUUGUUGGUGGUACACAGCAUGAUCUGGCAUGUUUUAAUUUCUUUUCUCUCUCUUCUUUUUCUGUUUUUUUUUCUUCUUUUGAAUAUGCAGAUUGGUUUGGUCUGCACCUAUGAGGACAAAAAUUGACUUACACAAACAAAACACUUACACUGGAAUAAUUGUGAUUUAUUGUUGUUGUUUAUCAUGCCUAUUUUUUUUGUAUUGAUAUUUUUACUGACUGUCAUCUUGAUUUAACUGUUUAUGUAUGUUAAUUUUAUUGUCUCAAAUAUGAUUCUCAUUUAGUGGAAUAGGGAGACAGGUGGAAGUAUGUGCUCAACCUCUUACUGGGAUUUAAAUAAACAUGCACACACAUACACAUAAAAGAAAUGACCUGUCAAAUGUUCCUCAACAUUUCUCAAGCACUCCUUUUCUGGGUGACAGUUGAGGUAUUUUUUUCCAUGCGAUAUAUCCUGUGGCCAAGAGGGUUGAACAGUUGCCAAAGGGGAGAGGGUGUUGGGGGAGAUUUGUUUUUGGUUUAGAUUUUCCGUCAGACCAAAAGCCCUGUGGUGCACUAUGACAGGACUUGGAUCAGAAUGCUCUUUUCAUGUAUCCUCAGCUGUCUUUUUGGGAGUGAUUUAUCUUACAAUUUGCCUCAUUUAACAGAGCCAGUGGAAUCAUCUCAGAAUCAAUCCCAUAUUCAUUUUUGAUGUGCCAAGCAGGAUAAUAUAAUCACUUGGUCCAGUUUGUAUAUGAGGAUUAACCCCCGCUUUAAAGCAGUAUGUUAUUUACAUGGCGGGUGUGCUCUUGGGUGCUUGUAUCACACAGCAGCCAUUACUUGCAUGCAUGUUAACAAAUGUUCAAUCACAUUAAGUUGAUACACAUACUGGUAUGUUACAGUUAAGCUUUAAGUAGUCCUGUGGAAAGCUCCAGAUCUAGCAACCUGGAAAGUAAAUAUGGUAAGAGAUACUCCUCGCAUCAUUUCAUUUGUGAAAAUACGCUCAUUUGAAAUGUAUUUAGCCACUUGAUGUGAUUUAGUUUGCCAUGUAUUAUUUUUUUGUCUGGCAAGCACAAUCAAGCCCACAUUCUGUUUUCCGAUUGAUUCUCUGUCGUGGCCUGCUGAUCUGGGCCACAGAAGUUGUCACUUCUAGCUCACUGUCCCUGAACUCUGCCGAUGGUGGGACAGUAUUGGGAACAAAGAAGUUUUUUCAAAAAGAUAGCGCACUUAGCCUACUGUAGGUUUAAAGCUUGUUGUACUGUGCUGAAGAAAUAUGGUCAUAUCUGUAACAAAGAACGCAGAUGGGACUUAAAAAGUCUUUCAGUCCUCUUCUAGUUUAGAUUCACCUCUAACCCUUCUCUAAUGAUUGUGACGCUGGUUUCUCAAAGUGUUUGUGGUUUUAAUGGUUGGUUGUUCUUGCAUUGGUCUAUUCUAUAAUCAUGCUCAGUACUCAGAAGGCCUCUGCACAUUAAAUUUACUCACCUGACACGUUGACCUCAUCCUUCACACAGCAGUUACAUCUCAAUUUUUCUCUUGUAUUGCUGCCUUUUAGCAAGAAGCAAUUAGACCUGAAUUAGCCUCAAACACUUUGAGCGAUUGAUGCUAGACCACCUUCAGCACUUCUCUGUCCACUUUAUUCAUGCCCCCCUCCCCCCCCAUCAUCACUUGGGGUCUCUGUCUGUCAGUGUUCCUCAGUCUCACACCGUUGCACAUAUGUCUCUGUAGGGGAGGUUGGAUUGUUUGCUCUGUUCCCUAUCAAAACAAAUCAUGUCAAGAAGAUGAAAUGUAUUGUUGUUUGAUAUUGAAUGCCUUUGGACAUCAUUAUCCUCCCCUGUUUGACUGGCUGAAUUACAGUGAUGUUGUACUGACUGCUGAACAACAGCAACACUUCCAUACACACACACACGCACAGGGGCCAGUAGAAAAGCUUGUCCCUUCAAUCAUGAUUACCCAAGUUUUAGACUAGAGUCAUAUAUAUGAACAUAUAUUUUCAUGCUAUAUUUUAUAUUAAGCUAUAUGUUAGGGUUAUGUCUGCCAGAUAUUUAUGUCUAUUUGUUGGCCCAAGUGGGCUUCGGGCUACGAGACCUGUUAACCAAAUCUUCAUUCAGCUCUUUAGUCUUGACACCAAUGUACUUGAAAGAUAGUUUAAGUCUUGUGGGUAUUGUCAUGCUGUGGUAUUACCCCCUUAUGUAGUUCUAUUGUACAUAUUAACGAUCCUACUAGAAUCCACAGGAAACGAAGAGUGAGAACAGUUUGAUGUAGGCGAUUACUCAACAGUGUGGUCUAAAUUGCACUAUUUUCAAACACCAGCUGGGUGAAGUAGGAUCUACAUUAUGUGCUGCACUCUCCCAAAGGUCUUAGUUCAAGUACAUCAGGUGCAGGAUGCAGGGUUUGAUUUGGGAUUGGGCAACAGAAAGGUCUGAAGCGCACUUCAGCUUAGCACUACAGUCAUCUCAAUGGCAGGAGGAGGGUCUAAAAUGCACAUGGGCUUGUCCUUCCCCGAGUUAGUAAGACACUACGUAGGGUGCCUCUAGUGUGAAUGUUAAAUGCUUCCGUCAGUUCAUGUCCAAUACAGUUUCUACACCUUCAUCAUGUCCAAAAUUCAGCACAUGCUUUCCACACACACCCUCAACUUAUCAGUUGGACCAAGCCUUGUACAAGUACAAACAUUACAUUUGAAGCCAGUGAAUUAUACACACACACUUCUGAUACUCAGCCAAUGGCAGUGCACUGUGGCCUGUACUGUUGCUGUCCCUGUGUUUCUUCACAGCUCUACACUUUGGGAGAUGGGUGAUGGGAGAGUUAUCUUUUAACAGAAGACGUUAAAAACUGUAUAAAGUAGAGAAAACAAUGACUUAAAAAGGUCAAUCGUAAUGGAAACUCAUAAGCUGUACCUUUGUAAUAAAAUAGUAAAACAAG